Messenger RNA from Mesorhabditis belari, 204 nucleotides. NCBI's taxonomy places the organism in Eukaryota, Metazoa, Nematoda, Chromadorea, Rhabditida, Rhabditidae. The record is from the annotation of a GenBank genome assembly.
AUGUCCGAGAAGUUGAGCGAAGAGGUUGGAGAAAGUGAGGAGAGCGCCGAGAAUCCCCCAAGUGUCCAUGGAGCGGCUCAUAUUUCGGAUUGGAAACGGAUUGGAGCCGAUUUGUACUUGAAUCGCUUCUCAGCCUUCGAUCUGAAUACAAUAAUAUUGUUGAGCGAAAGUGACGUGACAACCGUAACCCCGAGAAAAGUGGCU